Messenger RNA from Exophiala bonariae, 972 nucleotides. RefSeq lists its product as uncharacterized. NCBI's taxonomy places the organism in Eukaryota, Fungi, Ascomycota, Eurotiomycetes, Chaetothyriales, Herpotrichiellaceae. Gene Ontology annotation, cellular component: nucleus. The transcript has 2 exons. Bases 1 to 972 code for a protein of 323 amino acids. The record is from RefSeq and is a predicted model, not a curated record.
AUGGCCAAACUGAUCGUGAUCAUUGGCGCGACUGGCGGUCAGGGCGGCUCAGUCCUCAAGUCACUGCUUGGAAAUCCUGAUUGGAGAAUUCGCGGGGUGACUCGUGAUCUCAGCGGCGCACGCGCCAAAGAGUUGAUCGAGAACGGAGUGGAAAUGGUGGCCGGCGAUUUGAACGACCUCCAGUCUGUCAAGGUCGCAUUUUCUGGAGCCAAAGCAAUCUACGCCGUAACAAACUUUCCUGGUCUCUUAGCCACAAUGGGGAUCGAAGAAGCCUUUCAGACCGAACACGCACAAGGGCUGAACAUGGCACUUGCUGCUAGCGAACUCCCAGACCUAGAGCACUACAUCUGGAGCACUCUCCCCGACUCCGAAGCCAUAUCUGGAAAAGAGUACUACAUUCCCCAUUUCUGUGGGAAAGGAAGGGUUGAUACUUAUAUCAAAAAUAAACUGCCCACUUUAUUAAAGAAGACAACCUUCCUAACACUGCCGCUCUAUGGCGAUAAUUUCCAAUACCCUGUGGUAACACCGCGACCAAUUAAAUCUACGGGCAAGUACGUGCAUCUCGUUCCUUGGUCGGCAGCAACGCCCAUUACUCUCGUUGGUUCACAUAAAGACAACGUUGGACCAGUUGCACAGGCAAUUCUAAACAUGGGUUCAGCAAAAUUGGGUGCGAAGCACGUUGUGGCUGCUUUGGAAGAAACAACGGCAGAGGGUAUGUUGAAGAUGUGGAGUGAAGCAACCGGGAGAGAGGCUAUUCAUGUUCAGAUAUCCAUGGAAGACUAUGAAAAGUUGUGGCCUAUGUGGGCGACUGAGAUGGCUGCAAUGUAUCUAUGGUGGCAGCAUGAAGGAGAAGCUCUGUGGGCUGCGCGCGACGAAGAGAUCAUAGGUCUCGAGGACCUCGGUCUAAAGAAGGAAGAUCUCGUUUCCACAAAGCAGGCCAUGCUUACUCAGGAUUGGGACACUCUUUGCUAG